CGGACUUCGGAUCGUUCUACUAACAACCAACAGCAACAUGGGAGCCUACAAGUAUAUGGAAGAGCUAUGGCGCCACAAGCAGAGCGACGUCAUGCGCUUCAUGCUCCGCGUCCGCGCAUGGGAAUAUCGCCAGCUCCCGUCCAUCCAUCGCGCCUCGCGACCAACUCGCCCGGAGAAGGCGCGUCGCUUGGGAUACAAGUCGAAGCAGGGUUUCGUUGUGUAUAGAGUACGCGUCCGCCGUGGAGGCCGCAAGCGCCCUGUGAAAAAGGGGAUCCAGUACGGUAAGCCGAAGCAUCAAGGUAUCACGGAGCUCAAGUUCAAGCGGAACAAGCGUGCCGUGGCCGAGGAGCGUGCGGGGCGUCGCUGCGGCAACCUGCGCGUGCUCAACUCGUACUGGGUCAAUGAGGACGCCGCGUACAAGUACUUCGAGAUCAUCCUGGUGGACCCGAGCCACAACGCCAUCCGCAACGACCCGCGCCUCAACUGGCUCGCCCGCCCGGUCAUGAAGCAUCGCGAGCUCCGUGGCCUCACCGCCGCCGGCAGGAAGGGUCGCGGUCUCCAUGUCCGCGGACACCGCGCAAACAGCACCCGCCCCUCCGUCCGCGCCGUCUGGAAGAAGCACAAUACGCUCAGACUUUUGCGUUAUCGUUAGGGUGCCAGGGGUGGUGCGAAGCUUCGCGUAUGGCGUUGCUCGCUUUGCAGGUUGGAUUUCGUAAAGGCUUUUUUUUUACAGAUGUAUUCCGUCGCAAGCAAUAGAGCGCGAUCGCCGUAAAUUCCUCUCUACGCACG
Chondrus crispus (carragheen) is the source of this 789-nucleotide messenger RNA. RefSeq names its product 60S ribosomal protein L15. Lineage: Eukaryota; Rhodophyta; Florideophyceae; Gigartinales; Gigartinaceae. Gene Ontology annotation, molecular function: RNA binding; structural constituent of ribosome. The record is from RefSeq and is a predicted model, not a curated record. The annotation marks the transcript as partial. Gene Ontology annotation, cellular component: cytosolic large ribosomal subunit; ribosome. Gene Ontology annotation, biological process: cytoplasmic translation. The transcript is spliced from 4 exons.